Messenger RNA from Arachis ipaensis, 1565 nucleotides. Its product is annotated as remorin 4.2. Lineage: Eukaryota; Viridiplantae; Streptophyta; Magnoliopsida; Fabales; Fabaceae. The record is from RefSeq and is a predicted model, not a curated record.
AGCUACUAACUCCCAAGGUUGUGGGGCUGGGAUUAUUUUGUUAGUAAAUGCAGCCACUAAAUUUUAUGGGAUGAUAUUUGGUUUAAGAUUUGUUAUGGCUUUAUGGCAUUUUCCUAAAUCUAGUAGCACAACAUCUUAUCAGCGAAGGAUCAAAUAUGGAUGCAUUUCAAUUGACAUAGGAAAUUGUUUUUAAACCCAUUUCUCAACCAAAAAUGCAAAAUGUUGGACUUUAUUUCACAUUUGUCGUUUUUUCCCAUUUCUUUGAGGGAGCUUUCCUCUCUUCCAUAUAUAUGUAUGUGGUUUACACUUUCAUUCCGUUUCAAUUAACUGAAGAUCCCCAAAAGUAGAAACACACAAUUUAAUAAACACACUAAACCAUUAACCAUAACAUGCUUGAACCCCUUGACUUUGUCUCUUGUCUCCUUUACCUUCACUUUCACACCAAAACCCCACACAACAAUUCAUUCACUACCUUGCUAUGUUGAAUGAUCAAAGCACAUCAACACUAUCAUCGACAAGAAGAAACCAUGGCAGAGAGGAGCAAAAUAACAACAAUAUUAAUGAUCAAGGAGAAGAUGACCAAUAUAUCAGAGAAAUUCAUGCUUUAACCCCUCCUCUAACCACCACUACGGCCACCAUGACCGCUAACCUUCGCCGUAGAAUAAGAGAAGCUUGGGAGACACAAAGCCACCAGUCAUCAUCGUUGUCCACCAUGGCUAGCAUAGAAGGUGUUGCUGCAGGUUCGAGUGAGAACUUGAGCACCAUGAGCAGGGAAUUCAGCGCUCUCGUUCUUGCAGGAUCGAACAACAGCCCAAUGAAUGACCCUCCAAAUCAUGGCGGAACUGAAGGAAGCAGAAACUUGGAGAGGAUUCGAGAAGAUGAUAUUGACAAUCAAUUGAGGACGAUGAUGAUGGAGGAGACGAACCCUCUGGCAAUCGUGCCGGAUAACAACCCCUUAGACCCGGUGAUUGCUUCUUCGCCGACGAGGCAUGGUGGCGGUGGCGGCGGAGGAAUGAUGGUGGGUGGUGUUACGAUCAGUGGGCAGAGCGAAGUGUGGGUGCAGAGAGUGAAGAAGGAGGAGAUUGAAGCGAAGAUUGCCGCGUGGCAGAACGCUAAGGUUGCUAAGAUCAACAACAGAUUCAAGAGGGAAGAUUCUGUGAUCAGUGGGUGGGAGAAUGAGCAACUUCAGAAAACCACUUCAUGGAUGAACAAAGUUGAGAGGAAGCUGGAGGAGAAAAGAGCAAAAGCACUUGAAAAAAUGCAGAAUGAAGUAGCAAAAGCUCAUAGGAAAGCAGAGGAGAGAAGGGCAUCAGCAGAGGCUAAAAGGGGAACUAAAGUUGCUAGGGUUCUUGAGGUUGCAAGCCUUAUGAAAGCACUAGGAAGAACUCCUACCAAAAGAUCCUUCUUUUAAUUCAUCUCUAUAAAAUCUAUCUUAUGUUUUGAUCCACAUUCUUGGACAUCAAUGAUGUUAGGUUAAACAUAUUCUACAUUAAACAUUAUAUCGACUCACAUUUUCAUUUGUUAAUUACUCGAUAGAUUGCAAAUGAAGUUUACUCUUUAAUAUA